Messenger RNA from Dentiscutata heterogama, 639 nucleotides. The record is from the annotation of a GenBank genome assembly. NCBI's taxonomy places the organism in Eukaryota, Fungi, Glomeromycota, Glomeromycetes, Diversisporales, Gigasporaceae.
CUCUCAAUUCCUUGGAUGCUAAUUGGCUAUGAAGAGAAUCUACCGAUCGAACCGUUUAAGGAUUAUCCUGUCGAUUAUAUUUGGACUAAAAACUUUCAGUAUGAUAAUAAUAAUGGUAAUCCCCAGACAAUUAAACAUCCACAUUUAAAUUUUGAUGAAUAUUGCUGGUUAGGAACUUGCACUUUAAGAUGUGAAGAUAAUCCUGCAUAUAAUUUUGGGCAAUCUAAUGAUUUUAUUAGUUAUCAUUUCCGUAAUAAUGCAGCAAAUAAUGCUACACAAAUAUGUUGCUAUCAAUAUGAUCUCCAAAAUAAUCAAAUUAGCAAUACAUUAAGAUUUAAGACUAAUUGUGCCAUUAUAUCAGAUACUCCAGAUUUCGAAGUUGUCAACCCAGUCAAUCAUGAGUGGAAAUAUAGACCAUGUAGACUACAAUACCUAUUAAGAAAUAGCCGUACCUUUACUGGAAACAAAUGGCAAUUGCGUGAGCUUCCAAAAGCUAUAUUUGCAAGUAUCCAUUAUUCAGAUUUUCAAGGCAAUCCUCUUCUUUUAAACAUUCAUAAGAAAUAUCCUAUUGUCAAAACUCUAAAUAAUGUAACUGAAAAUCUUAAUGCUUUGGUUGGUUAUGUUACGGUAGUUAAAUAA